Messenger RNA from Labrus bergylta (ballan wrasse), 1261 nucleotides. RefSeq names its product ras-related protein Rab-11B. The record is from RefSeq and is a predicted model, not a curated record. Lineage: Eukaryota; Metazoa; Chordata; Actinopteri; Labriformes; Labridae. Gene Ontology annotation, biological process: constitutive secretory pathway; regulated exocytosis. Gene Ontology annotation, cellular component: Golgi apparatus; recycling endosome. Gene Ontology annotation, molecular function: GTP binding; GTPase activity.
UGCUCCCUGCGCUAUGUGCGCAUUGUCUCCUGUCAUCUGGGCACAGCAACCUGGCGAGGGCAGGGGAACUACUUUCUGUCAUCACCACAAACUCUGAAAGGUGAUCGUAUCAAAACAUGGGGAACAGAGACGACGAGUACGACUUCUUGUUCAAAGUCGUUCUAAUCGGAGACUCUGGAGUGGGGAAGAGUAACCUGCUGUCCCGCUUCACCAGAAAUGAGUUCAACCUGGAGAGCAAGAGCACCAUCGGGGUGGAGUUCGCCACCCGCAGCAUCCAGGUGGACGGCAAGACCAUCAAGGCUCAGAUCUGGGACACGGCGGGACAGGAACGCUACAGAGCCAUCACCUCCGCGUAUUACCGGGGUGCAGUUGGCGCUCUCCUAGUUUAUGACAUCGCCAAACACCUGACCUAUGAGAACAUGGAGCGCUGGCUGAAGGAGCUCAGGGACCACGCUGACAACAACAUCGUCAUCAUGCUGGUUGGAAACAAGAGUGACCUUCGUCACCUCAGGGCCGUGCCCACUGAUGAGGCUCGAGCUUUCGCAGAGAAGAACACCCUCUCGUUUAUCGAGACGUCGGCUCUGGACUCGACGAACGUAGAAGAAGCCUUCAAGAACAUUUUAACAGAAAUCUACCGCAUCGUGUCACAGAAGCAGAUCGCAGACAGAUCUGCACAUGAUGAGUCUCCGGGCAACAAUGUUGUUGACAUCAGCGUCCCCCCGACCACUGACGGCCAGAAGAACAAACUGCAGUGCUGCCAGAGCCUGUGACCAUGACGUCCAUGGCGUGAUCAUCCUCCACCUGUCCACUCCCGCCCCAAUAUCACCUGUGCACUUUUUGUUUGCCCUGUCCAUGGCCUGUCGCUCUCCUCUCUGCCUCCUGUCCCCGUCUGCUAACUGGACUCUUUCUGAACUCGCUCGUGCUCUUCUCACGCCCUGAAACCAAACUUCCAAAAGCCUCUACGUCACGUUGUCAUGGAGACAAGGUGAAGGAAUGAGGCGGCGCCGAUGAAGUCGUUUUGACACGAGCAGAACUGAAACUCCUGUCGUGCACAGGGAGGUUGUGAAGUACAUUUCAAAGGUGACCACUAGAUGGUGCUGUGUAAAUAAAGAACAGAGUGAAACAGCAUGAUGUGACAUCACAGACGUUCUCAUGCCAUCCUCCUCGUGUAUUUAUUGAACAAUAUUUGGCUUCAUUCGUCAUUGUUUUACUUCAGUUCAAGAACUGUAGAAAUACAUUUACAAUAAAAUGCUCAACAACA